Molecule: messenger RNA, 2157 nt
Organism: Trichechus manatus latirostris (Florida manatee)
Lineage: Eukaryota; Metazoa; Chordata; Mammalia; Sirenia; Trichechidae
Gene: RSPH6A
Product: radial spoke head 6 homolog A
Exons: 6
Coding region: 1-2157 (718 amino acids)
Biological process (GO): cilium assembly; axoneme assembly; cilium movement involved in cell motility
Cellular component (GO): radial spoke; axoneme
Source: RefSeq, a predicted model, not a curated record
AUGUGGGACCCACCGCCCGACCCUGACCACCCUUCCCAGCAGCCCACGAGCCGGAGGAGUUCCCAGGGCUCGGAUCGGCGGCCCAGCUGGGACUCUUCUCAACUCCAGCCCUCAGUCCCAGAGGAACAGCCGCUGAUGCCGCUUGGCCCCCAGAUGCUGCCACAGCAGCAGGCUAGUCAGGAACUCUGGGCGAACCAUCCCAACCUGUCCCAGAUGUCCGAAGCUUUCCAGGCUCCAGAAGCCCGGAUGGGUAGUGUGGAGUACCCGAUCCGGGGUGCGGGCUACUCCCAGGAGUUCCAGCCCUAUUCUUACAUAGAUGAAAACAGGGGCCAGGGCCUCGAGCACAGGGCCAGUCUGCUGCUGCAGGAGGUGGACCAGGCCCAUGGCAACCUCCUCCAGCACCUGGAGUCAGCAUACCAGGACCCCCGGUCUGAACUCUUAGGCCAGUUCAACCCCUACCAAAGAGAGGACCUGCAGCUUGAGGACACCCAGCACCAGCCCUACGUGAGGAAUGACCCUGACAUCCACUACUUGCCCUCCGAGCUGGCCUUCGGGACCUAUGGUAUGGAGGUGCCGGAACCCGAGCCCCGGGAGCUGGCUGUGCAGAACGCCAAGGCCUACUUGCUGCAGACCAGCGUCAAAUGUGACCUCAGCCUGUACGAGCACCUGGUGAACCUGCUGACUAAGCUCUUGAACCAGAGGCCUGAGGACCCCCUGUCCAUCCUCGAGUCAUUGAACCGCACCACGCAGCGGGAGUGGUUCCACCCGAAGCUGGACACCAUGCGAGACGACCCCGAGAUGCAGCUCACCUACGAGAUGGCUGAGAAGCAGAAGGCGCUAUUCAUCCGGAGCGGUGGUGGUGAGGGCGAACAGGAGAUGGAAGAGGAGGUGACAGAGACACCAGUGCCCAACAUCAUGGAGACGGCCUUCUACUUCGAGCAAGCCGGCAUCGGCCUGGGCUCGGACGAGAGUUUCCGCAUCUUCCUGGCCCUGAGGCAGCUGGUGGAGCAGCAGCCCAUCCUCACCUGCCGCUUCUGGGGCAAGAUCCUGGGGCUCAAGCGCAGCUACCUGGUGGCUGAGGUGGAAUUCCGGGAGGGCGAGGAGGAAGGCGAGGAGGAGGAGGUGGAGGAAAUGAUGGAGGGCGCCGACGUCAUGGAAGCGCACGGCGAGGAGGAGGGCGAGGAGGACGAGGAGAAGGCAGCCGACAUGAUCCCCAAGUCCAUGUGGAAGCCGCCGCCUGUCAUCCCCAGGGAGGAGAGCCGCUCAGGCGCCAACAAAUACCUGUAUUUCGUGUGCAACGAGCCGGGCCGACCCUGGACGCGGCUGCCCCACGUCACGCCGGCCCAGAUCGUGCACGCGCGCAAGAUUAAGAAGUUCUUCACCGGCUACCUGGACGCGCCGGUCGUCAGCUACCCGCCCUUCCCGGGCAACGAGGCCAACUACCUGCGCGCCCAGAUCGCCCGCAUCUCGGCCGCCACGCACAUCAGCCCGCUCGGCUUCUACCAGUUUGGCGAGGAGGAGGGCGACGAGGAGGAGGAGGGCGGCGCGGGACGCGAUUCGUUCGAGGAGAAUCCCGACUUUGAGGGCAUCCCGGUGCUGGAGUUGGUCGACUCCAUGGCCAACUGGGUGCACCACACACAACACAUCCUGCCGCAGGGCCGCUGCACCUGGGUAAACCCUUUGCAGAAGUCGGAGGAAGAGGAGGACCUGGGGGAGGAGGAAGAGAAGGCAGAUGAGGGGAUAGAGGAGGUGGAACAGGAAGUCGGGCCCCCGCUCCUGACACCGCUCUCGGAAGAUGCAGAAAUCAUGCACCUUUCGCCCUGGACGGCCCGCCUGUCCUGCAGCCUCUGCCCGCAGUACUCCUUGGCCAUCGUGCGCUCCAAUCUCUGGCCCGGGGCUUACGCCUAUGCCACUGGCAAGAAGUUUGAGAACAUUUAUAUCGGCUGGGGCCACAAGUACAGCCCUGAAAACUUCAACCCAGCCCUGCCAGCCCCCAUUCAGCAAGAGUAUCCCAGCGGCCCGGAGAUCAUGGAGGCAACCGACCCCACGGUGGAGGAGGAGCAGGCCCUCAAGGCUGCCCAGGAACAGGCCCUGGCAGCAGCGGAGGAGGAGGAGGAGGAGGAGGAAGAAGAUGAGGAGGAGGACGUAGAUGACUGA